AACCCUUUCCUCUCAUCGCCACCGCCUUCUGCCAGAUCGCUUUCUUCACUAACGCUACCAGCUAUGUCCGGCAUUGCUGACGCCGACCUGGCCCUCCUCGCCGGCGUCUGCGGCUACCUCCUCGACGAUCCCGCCCCCUUCCCCUUUCCGCUGGCCGCCGAUCGCUCCGGAUCCGUGUCACUCCCUUUCCUCCCCGACGAUCCCGACGACAUGCUCGUUUUCGGCGCCCUCGCGGACGCCUUCCGCCACGGAUGGACUCCCUCGCCCUCAUCCGCAUCCGGCCCCGAUCCCGCCGCUCCGCCGCCUAAAUCGUCCGCCGCCAGGGGACAGCACUACCGAGGGGUGCGGCAGCGGCCGUGGGGGAAGUUCGCGGCCGAGAUCCGCGACCCGGCGCGCAAUGGGGCGCGCGUGUGGUUGGGGACGUUCGAGACGGCGGAGGACGCCGCCCGCGCCUACGACCGCGCCGCCUACCGGAUCCGCGGAGCCCGCGCCCUGCUCAACUUCCCGCACCUCAUCGGCGAUUCCCCUGAUUCACCUUCCUGGUCCUCUUCCUCUUCCUCCGCAGAGAAGCCCUCGCCCAAGCGGAGAAAGAGGGCGGCGUCAGCGGCUCCGGCAGCUACCCUAUUUCCGGCCGAUCAACCGGCAAUCUUCCCAGAGCCUGAGGAAUCGGGCAAUCUCGCCAUCUCUCGGCGAGCUGAGACUUAACGCUAAUCAUCAAGGUCGACAUCUCAAAUCGUUGAUUUGGUGCUUCGGAAUCGGGAAAUUCGACGAAAAUUGAGCCGAAUGCCUCGACGAUUUGUGCGUGUUUGCAAUUUGUUCGUUCAAUUGUUCUCCCCCCUACAAAACAGAGAAGCUCAAUCUGAAUAUAACUUUGUUCUUUUAUUUAAUAAUUUUUUCUGUCCAACUUUUAUUUCGCCGCUGGUCUGCUGUAUGUGAAAGGAGACCUUACUCUUUUUGGAUAUAUAAAAUAUUAACCAUAAUUUUAUUCCUGA
Zingiber officinale is the source of this 992-nucleotide messenger RNA. Its product is annotated as ethylene-responsive transcription factor 2-like. The record is from RefSeq and is a predicted model, not a curated record. Lineage: Eukaryota; Viridiplantae; Streptophyta; Magnoliopsida; Zingiberales; Zingiberaceae. Gene Ontology annotation, biological process: ethylene-activated signaling pathway; regulation of DNA-templated transcription. Gene Ontology annotation, molecular function: DNA binding; DNA-binding transcription factor activity. Bases 64 to 705 code for a protein of 213 amino acids. The transcript has a single exon.